AUGGCUUGUGUACCGACCCCGAUUUCAACACUUUUCUCCACAACUACAUCGUUGAUUCCGACUACCAUCACUUCAUCUUCAGCAAUUCUCGUAACUCCCUCAGCAAGCACUUCAACAUGGAUUACAGCUAUCUGCCCUACUUCCAUCUCAGCAACUUCUUCCCUGUCCCCUUCCCCCACAACAACGUCAUCCGAGAGUACUCUUCAAGCUACGAUCACUAGUCCUGCAACAGAUAGUAUCAUUAGUUUCGGUGUAACUCCGAUUUCGGUACCUAGUGAUGGAGGAAAUGAUAUACAAAGUGGAGUGACCACCUCUCCUGACCUCAGUGCAGCCUCUACCAGUGGUGGUGGAUCAACUACUUUAGCCGUGUUAGACGGUACAACCCUUUCUUCAGAUGAUAGUAAUCAAUUGUUGAAUAAUCGAAAUCGGAAUCAUCCUCCAACAAGAUUAAAUGCUAGAAAUCUACAUAUUGGUUCACGAGAACUGGACAAACAUAAAGAUAGAAGACAGAAUGAACAAUGUCAAACUAUAACAUCGACAUCGAUAAUCUUACCUACACCAACCACUUCAUGGUCUCUCGUAUUCUCUACGACCAACUGGGAAAGUGUAAUUCAAGUUCCUACGGAAACUGUUAUGGGAGGUUGUGAUGGUACGACUGGAAUGGCUGCAGAAGCUACCACCGUGACUAGUACAACUGCUUCUUCUGUCUCUUCGAUUGAACCAAUUCCAUCGUCAACUCCAACCAUACCUGAAGCGACGACAACACCUAUAACGACCGAUCGAAUCAUCUCGAUCACGUCAACACCUACUCUGUCAAGUUUCGUCCCGGUUGAGACUACAUCCGAAUCUAGUACGUCAGAAAUGCCAAUCUCGUCAAGUUCGCCCAUCCUCACUUCAUCCAUAUCUGCUGAAGGCCCCAAUGCCGUCACUGCCUCUAUUCUCUCUUCCAGCUCACUGGAUUCUUCUUCUGCUUCUUCAAUACAAAUACUCGAACCUAUACUGACAAGCACCGAUGAACCACUAUCAGCUACCUCGAUCUCGGAUCCCCUGUCUUCUCUAUUCUCUCAACCUGCUCUACCUUCUGAUACUCUGUCAACGGACCUACCUGUCCAAUCUCCCGAAUCGACUUUACCGACAACCGCUGAAGACCGACCGACCUUGGCUGAAGAGCAAUCUACCUCCGCCGAGGCUGAGGGUUUGACGUCUACCACUCCCAUAAUACCAGGGGCAGCAGCCAUGCCUACUACAACUUCAUCUUCUAAACCCACAAAUAACACGUUGGCAUCUCAAAUAACCAAACCGUCAGCUUCACUCCCACAUGCGCCCUCAAAUUCAGACAAUCCACAAGAGUCUUCAGAGGGGAAUAGUAAAGUUUCUUCUGCAGGUGCUGCUGUAGGCGGAUUCUUCGCUUUGCUAGCUCUUAUAGCGGCAAUCUUGGUGUUUAUCAGAUGGUGGAAAAAGAGACAAAGAGCUGAAAAAACAAGAUUGUUAAGAUCUAGUUGGUUUUAUGGCGAAGGUGGGACAGUCCUCAAUGCGGAAAACGAGAAGCGUCGUUCGGCUCCAUCACCGAUACCACCUCUUCGUUCAGCAGCGGUCCCACCUAUCAGUCGAUUUUCAGCACCAUCAUUCGCAUCUCGACCCGAAGGUUUAGGAGCAUUCUUGGCUCGUCCCCUUCGAAAUCUGCGCCGAGAUUCUUCCUCAAAUCUCAAACCGUUAAAGCUAGUAUCUGGAGAUCCAAACGAUAAAUCCGACAAUGCAGGUGUGAUGGGUAGAUUCGUUCCUUUCACUAUACCCUUCAAAUCGUCCGGAAAUACAUUCAACCCAUUCAAGGGAAUUCAACUCCCACCAGUGCCUAAUCUCCUUCAAUCACUCAAGAAUUCUAUACACUUACCUUCUCUACUACCAAUAAGAGGGACAGCUUCAACGAAAACGAGGAAUAUAAGCUCACCUCAACCUAUUGAUCCUGAACCUGAACCUGGACUGACAGACAAAAAUGGUAUAUUCGAUUCAGCAAAAUUACAACCGAUUUUCUCAAAAUUCAGGUCCAUUAGACAAUCAUUCAAGCGAACUUCAAUUUCCGAUCUGAAAUAUGUCAGACAGAAUGCAGUUAGAGGUUCACCUGCCUGGGCCGAGAAAUAUCCCAACACAACACCUGUAAUAGUUGGAGAGGCAUGGAGUAAUGGAAAUUCAGAUAAUGAUUCACCGUUGAAAGCUUCUCUUACCCAAGUUCCUUCUUCAAUCAACAGCAGAGGUUCGAUUCAAGAUGGGCCAUAUCCGAUAGCUAUACAACCUCAAUCUCAGUCUCGUUCUCAACCUCAACUUCGUCAAGAAGGUGGUAAUGAGCAGACUGAAGAAUUCGAAUACAAACCUACUCAUAUACAAUUGCGACACUUGACUUGGGGAUCAUCAUAUGCUCCUCCACGAACAUCAGUCCUGAGCGCAAAUGGAAUGUUCAUGAAUGUGAUUGAACCUUCAGAAGACGGAACUUCGAUUUAUUCAAGAACUUCAAUGUCACAUGGUGGACAUAGUGGACAUGGACAUGGAUCGAACCAAUCGCAUCGUAGGAGUCAUGAAAUGGAACAAUCGUCAAUGCCACCCACCAUGUCUUAUCCUCAUCCACCUUCUGUCUUGGAUCCGGGUUCCCCCCCACCACCACCUAUGACGAAUGGACCGUUUCCCCGAUCACUUAUCAGUCCGAUGUCAGUCGGAUCGGGUGAAUCAGGUUCAAGAGGUUCUUUCCUACCUCCUGUUCCUGAAUAUCCCGAUCUCAAUCAACAGAAUGAUCCCAGGUCUUCAGCUGAAAAGCAGAUAAGAGAUAUGAAAAGGAUAACAAGAUCAACAGCUCAUUCAUCUGGUAUAUGGGAAUAUUCAGCUUAUGUAGAAUCUGGUGGUCCAGGUUCAAACUCAGGUACAGGAUCUCAGAGAGGAAGUGAACAAAAUCAAGUUCCUAUUGCUGGACAAAUGGGACAAUCUCAAUCCCAAUCCCAAUCCCAAUCCCAAUCUCAAUCUCAAUCUCAAUCGCAAAAUCCAAUUGGAAUAUUAAAACCCACUUCAUACUCACCUAUACCGCCUUAUUCGACAUCUUCACCUCUCCCGAUGUAUAUGGGGAUGGGAUAUCCAAAUUCAGCACCUGGUCCAGCGGAUAUGCCCUAUCAUCCAAAUUCUCCUAGUGGUACGGUACCUUCACCUAAAAGGAUAAGUGGUGGAGGAUCAAUGUUGAAACAUUCGAGUUUACCUUCUGAUUCAAGACCUCGGACUUCUUUUAGCUCACUACCACCUCCACCAAGAAGUACGACUUCUCCUUAUGAUGUUUAUGGUUAUGGUGAUAACGAAGGUGAUAGAGUUACGAAAGCAUGGUAUGAAAAACCCUUAUGGGAUAGCAAUAAUGACAAUUCCAAUUUAAAUCCAAAUCCAAAUCCAAAUCAAAUACCUAGAUCAGGUCCAUAUUCAGCUGGUAUUCUAAGGCAAGGAUCAUCUCCAAGUCCGCACCAUACUUUCGGUCAAAACAGUGCUGGAGGGAAUAAUAACAACAGAACGAGCAUGUUUCAGCCUUCACCUCCGUUCCAAGGUGGGAUGAUGAGAGAUCUAUACUCGAAUUCAAGUUUGAGUCCAAGUCCAUAUUCAGCAGGGGGAGGUCCAAGGUCAGCUGCUCCAGACUACACAUACUCUCAAAAAAGUGCAGGAGGUAACAGUAAUAGUAGGAUGAGUAUGUAUUCGAGGUCAGGUGGAGGUGGUGAUAGGGCAAGUAGAAAAAGUGUCAAAUCUGUCAAAUCUGUAAGGUGGGAAGAUGACGAUGAUGUUGCCAGAGCUCUGUGA
Kwoniella shivajii is the source of this 3816-nucleotide messenger RNA. RefSeq lists its product as uncharacterized. The coding region runs from base 1 to 3816 and encodes 1271 amino acids. The transcript has 4 exons. The record is from RefSeq and is a predicted model, not a curated record. NCBI's taxonomy places the organism in Eukaryota, Fungi, Basidiomycota, Tremellomycetes, Tremellales, Cryptococcaceae.